This is a messenger RNA of Anoplopoma fimbria (sablefish), 1297 nucleotides long. RefSeq names its product lipid droplet assembly factor 1-like. The coding region runs from base 91 to 582 and encodes 163 amino acids. The record is from RefSeq and is a predicted model, not a curated record. NCBI's taxonomy places the organism in Eukaryota, Metazoa, Chordata, Actinopteri, Perciformes, Anoplopomatidae. The transcript is spliced from 5 exons.
GUUUGUUUUAAAAGAGUGACUGAGGACACAGUGUCAUAUGUUGUGAGCUGUGAAUGAAACCAGGUUUACUACAUUGUUCAGUCUGGUCAGAUGUGGUCGAGGAUGCAGCAGAGCAGCAGCAGCAGCAGCAUCAGAGGGACUGAGUUUCAGCAGCUGUGUGGAAGUUGGGCCACCCUGUUGAACCGCGUCUAUGGAGACCCCAAGGUAGCAGUGCUGAUGGACUCAAGGAUCGGGCAGUACCUGAGCAGCCACCCUUUCUUGGCUCUCACAGUGUUGCUGUUUGGAGCCAUGGGUGCUCUGCCUAUCGGAAUUUUCCUCUCUUUUGCCCUUGUGACCAUUGUUAUGUCGGCAGUAGGUUUUGUAUUCUUUGAAGUUUUCCUGUUGUUUGUAGGAGGGUUGACUCUGCUGUGUGUGCUCUCCGGCAUCGCCGUCUUCUCUCUCGUGGCUUCAAUCAUCUUUAAUGCACUUUAUGUCACCAUCUCCAACAUCCUUAGCCGCUAUUACCCGCAGCUGACAAAGCAAGGUAAAGUCCUGGAGGAUCAGGAAGAGUCCAAGGAGAGUGAAAGUGAACUGCAAAACUGAAGGAAAUGUAGUGGCUCGAUACUUCUUCUCUCUCGAUUGUCAACUUUUUAUGUGUAAAAGCUAAACUUUGCUGAGUGUCAGCAACCUUAAGUCAGCACUACUGAAGCUCUGUGGGUGGGAUUCAGACCUUUGAAUGUACCGUAUGCAAACAAUUUUCUAAGCACAAAUACUCCCUGAUUGUUACUGUCUCUAAAGCCUAAGUAUUGUAAAUACAUAUUAUUUUCUAAAAUGACUGAGGGUCAUUAUCUCUCAAAAUGUAGACAUAUAAUAUGUCUACACCAGCCAAAGCAUGGAAUAACUAAUCUUUCAACUGCCUUAAUAGUCAAAUGCAGAGGAUUUAUGCAAGUCUAAUCGGUACUACAUAUUCUAUAUAUGCAUUAUGGAUUUAUCCUGAAAUGGUGUCUCAUUUCAAGUAAUUGAGUUAAAGAGAAAAAUAUGUUGACUAAUGCCUUUUCAAUUAAUCCAAAUAAGCCAUGUGCUUUACCAUUUUCCAUAUUGUGAUUUUCAGUCUGUGUAUGUUGUUUAGGCUUAUCUCUGAAGAUAUAUGAAAAAAGCUUAAAAAUUGAAUGUGAAAGUGGAAUAAAGAAAUCUUACUAGACUGACCAAAACUACAGAUUAGUCAACUAAGAGGAGCCUUAAAAAUAACUGUUACAUGUUUAUGUUUGCUGUUACCUUUAAAAGAGCACAAUGUUGUACAUUUGUCAUGUAGCUUUGA